Molecule: messenger RNA, 4877 nt
Organism: Daktulosphaira vitifoliae (grape phylloxera)
Lineage: Eukaryota; Metazoa; Arthropoda; Insecta; Hemiptera; Phylloxeridae
Gene: tho2
Product: THO complex subunit 2
Exons: 30
Coding region: 236-4684 (1482 amino acids)
Biological process (GO): mRNA processing; mRNA export from nucleus
Cellular component (GO): THO complex part of transcription export complex
Molecular function (GO): mRNA binding
Source: RefSeq, a predicted model, not a curated record
UGCUUUAUCUAAAUAAUUGCGAAAUAUACAGAUAUUCUUAACUCAAAAAUUGAUGUUUUAUUAAUUAUUUUAUAAAAAUUAAAUAGCCUAUAAUUUAUCUAUUUUCUAUCUAUUAUUAUUAUAAAGUAAUUGUCAUUAUGUAUGUGUUAAUUCAUUUUAUCCAUUAGCAAGUAACAAUCGUUCUCAAAAUUAAUAGUGUUUCCUAGUGAAAAUUUUAUUUAAUUACACGUAAAAAAUGGAUAAAUUAAACUACGAAAAUUGGGGAGCUAAUGAAAAAGCCGUAUUUUUAGCUAAAUGUCACGAAUUUAUCAGUAACUCGAAGACUGAUUAUUCUUUGACAAUUACUAAUAAUGGAAACCCCACAGAUUUGGCCAAAGGGAUACUUUCAUUAUUAAUAGCAUGUAUUAAAGGAAAAUUAAAAAUCAACCUUGGAGUUUCUAUUUUAGAUGAGUUGUGUUCAAAUAAAGAAAUUGCAUCUGUUAUAAUGGAUAUUUUUAAUUUUUUGGAUACUGAAACAGUUCUGUCUGAAAACUUAGGAUCAGAAAGAGAGAAUUUUAGUAGCAUUGUCAGAGAUUCUCAAAAGUUAUUUACAGAUAAACUAUUAAAGGAGCGCUUAGAAAUUGAAUCAUUAAAAGACAUAAAGUUAUUAAAUAAUGUCUUUUCUACAAAGUUUAUUAAAAUUAAAACUAAACUUUUUUAUAAACAGCGAAAAUAUAAUCUAUUUCGCGAAGAAUCUGAAGGCUUUUCAAAAUUAGUUACUGAAUUAAACUCUGAUAAUAUGGAUCCAAAAGUUAUGUUGGAAAUUAUUAAAUCAUUAAUUGGAUGUUUCAAUUUAGAUCCAAAUCGGGUUUUAGACAUUAUCUUAGAUUCAUUUGAACAUCAUACUGAUAAUAAAGCUGAACAUUUUUUUAUACCUUUGUUACGAGAUUAUAUGCCUGAAUCGCAGAGACUUACUGAAGUGUUAGUUUUUAAGUUACGUCAAGUCAAUGAUAUGAAUCAUUCAUCCUAUAGACUGAUUGCUUUACUUAUUCAAUAUAAUUUAAUAGAAUUAGAAAAUAUAUAUCCUUGGUUAACUCCAGAUGACAAGGUUAUCCAAAAAAAUUGGGAAAAAGAAAUGAAAAAUGGACAAGAUUAUGUUAAAAAGAUUUCAUGUAUGUUUUUGUCAAAAGCUCCUGAAUCUGAAGUAGCUGAUGAUAAUGAUUUAGUAAAAUUUGAAGAAAAUCAAAAGUUUUUGUUAUGUGAAGCUAUGCUUGAAGUUGGAGAUUGGAAUACAGCUCAAAUAUUAUUAAAACGGUUUCCUGAAUAUUAUGCAGUAGAUCAUCCUGCCAUUGGAGAUGCUUUAUGUAACCUAAUAAGUCAAAUAAUAAAACCUAUUUAUGCAGAAGUUUUUAAUCUUCAUUCAAAAUUUACAAGAAAAACUUUGAAGCUCUCUGAUAAUUCUUUUUCUGUAAAACCUGUAUCAACGUUUCAAGAAUUUCAUAGUAUUGUUAUGCCAAUGCUGAUAACUUUAGGUCCUGGAUUACAUCGUAACACUGUUUUAAUGUUUAAAAUUGUGAGGAUUGUUAGAGAAGCUUUAAUAAAUGAAGGAAUUAGAAAUAAAGAUUACAUACCUUCUAAAAAUGGUUAUUAUUUUGAUACAUUGUCUUUACUAGAUCGUGUUUUAUUACCAGCUUUGUCAUUGGUUGAAGGAAGUAGUAUUUCUGAACAUUUGUGGACUUUAUUGCAAUUAUAUCCUUACCACUGCAGAUACGCCUUAUAUAACAGUUGGAAAAAUGAUACACAUAAAUAUCACCCUAAGUUAUUGAUAAAAAAAGUUGAAGUUCAAAAAAAAGCUAAGUCUGUCAUGAAGCGCCUUUGUAAAGAUAAUACAAAGCCGUCUAGUCGAGUUAUUGGGAAAAUAUCCCAUUAUGCUCCAGGAUAUUUAUUUGAUUAUAUAUUAGGACAAAUACAAGUGUUUGACAAUUUAGGAAGUAUUGUGGUUGAAUGUUUAAAAUAUAUGACUAGUUUAUCUUUUGAUGUUCUUGGAUAUUGUAUUGUUGAAACUUUGGGUAAAAGUGGUCAAGAUAGAGUAAAACACGAUGGAACUUCUAUAUCUGUUUGGCUUCAAAGUACUGCCUCAUUUUGUGGUGCUGUUUUCAAAAAACAUUCUAUAGAACUUACUGGAAUCUUACAAUAUGUAGCAAAUCAAUUAAAGACUGAAAAUAGUUUGGAUUUACUUAUUCUUAAAGAAAUAGUCUUAAGAAUGGCUGGCAUAGAACUCAUGGAACAAAUAACUCCUGAUCAAAUCGAAGCUAUGUCAGGUGGAGAUUAUUUAAAAAUUGAAGCAGGAUAUUAUAAUCAAAUUAGAAACACUAAAAAAUCUUCUGUACGAUUAAAAGAGUCAUUGUUAGACAAUAAUUUAGCAGUAGCAUUGUGUUUAUUAAUUGCUCAGCAACGACAUAGUGUUAUAUAUAAAGAGCAUGAAUCAAUGCAUAUAAAACUUGCUGGUCAACUUUAUGAUCAAUGUCAAGAUACAUUGGUUCAAUAUGGCACAUUUUUGGGGUCUACAUUUUCUAUGGAGGAGUACAUAAAUCACUUACCAUCUGUUCAUGAUCUUCUAGAUCAACACCAUGUUCACAUGGAUGUAGCAUUUUUCCUUGCCAGGCCUAUGUUUAAUCAUUUCAUCAAUACCCGUUUUGAUGUAUUACGUAAAGCAGAUCCUAAUUCUAAGAAGUCGUUACCUGCUCGUCAAACAUAUUAUGCUGAAGCAUACAAAGAAGUUAUGUCUUCUAUUGUAAAUUCUGUAGUUCCUUUACACCCUGAAAAAGUUUGGGAAGAUGUAUCUCCUGGGUUUUUGGUAACAUUUUGGUCAUUGACACUGUAUGAUCUUAGUGUUCCUAAUGAAGCCUAUAAAAGGGAAAUCAACAAACUUAAGACUCAAUCUAAUGCACUCGGAGACUCUAAACAAACAAGUACUAAAGUGAAGAAAGAACAAGAUAGGUUAUCUACAACAAUUGCAAAGUUAAAUGAUGAGAAAAAAAAACAACAAGAACAUGUUGAAAAAAUUAAUUAUAUGUUAAACCAAGAAAAGGACACAUGGUUUUUAUCUCGUUCUGCAAAAGCAGCUAAAAAUGAGACAAUAACUCAAUUUUUACAAUUAUGUUUAUUUCCACGUUGUAUUUUUACACACACUGACGCUAUGUACUGUGCAAAGUUUGUUCAAACAUUACAUUCUCUGAAAACUGCAAAUUUUUCGACUUUACUUUGUUACGAUAGGCUUUUCUGUGAUAUUACUUAUUCAGUAACACUUUGCACUGAAAACGAAGCACACCGAUAUGGUAUUUUUUUAAAUGAAAUGUUAAAAAAUGUAACUCGUUGGCAUUCAACUCAAGAAGUUUUUGAAAAAGAAUGUGCUACCUAUCCUGGAUUUGUAACUAAAUGUAAAAAUAGUGAUCAGUUUGUACAGUCUAGUAAUGACCAUGUUGGAUAUGAAAAUUUCAGACAUGUUUGUCAUAAGUGGCAUUAUAAAAUAACUAAAGCAAUGAUGGUUUGUUUGGAAUCCAAAGAUUAUGUACAAAUUCGCAAUUCAUUGAUUAUUUUAAUUAAAAUAGUUAAUCAUUUUCCAGUAUUAGCUAAAUUAGCCACAUUAAUUGAUAAAAAAGUUGAAAAAGUAAGAGAAGAUGAGAAAGAUAAACGACAAGAUUUGUAUACAUUAGCUACAUCAUAUUGUGGACUACUCAAAGGUAGAGCUAAUCAGUUUCUUAAAGAUUCAGACUUUCAUCAAGUCAAUGAAAAGGUAAGUCAGACAAUUAAUGCUAAUGAUAUUAAAUCUGAUGUCACAAAGAAUGCUCAGGUAUUAAAAAAAAAAGAAAAUGAAAGAAGUCCAGAAGCAAAAACUCCCCCACCAUUACCCUCUAAAGUUCUUAAUGGAACAACAACAACAGAAUGGGUAGAAGCAGAAAAGAAAGUUAUUGAUAACAAAAUUAAAACAGAUAAGCGAUCAGCAAAAGUUACAUCAAUACUAUCUAAUGAAAAAAAUCAUGAAAAUAAUGUGGAACUUGAAAAAGAGUCCGAGCAAAUUGAUGAUCAUAAUGAAAAAAAGAAAGAAAAACGAUCUAGAGAUGAGAAUUUUGAUAAAGAAAAUGAUUCUUUCUUUGAACUUUCCAAAAAUAACUUAUCUAAAGAUUCAAUUAGUAGUGGUCCAGCUGUCAAUCAUAGUAACAAAGUACAUUCUCAAAUUAUAUCAGGAGAGAAGCCUUCUAUCAAUGACAUAGAUUCAACAAAUAAUGGUGUAUACGCUGGGGCUGACAAAGAUAUCAAACGAAAACGAAUUGACACCAGUCCAGUUACGAAGCAAACUGCAAAAUAUAACUCCGACAUGAAAUCAGAAACAAAUGGAUCAUCACUUACUGAGAAAAAAGAAAAGAAACUUAAAAAAUCUCAAUCUUCUGAUUCCUCAGUGUCAAAAGAAACUCGAAAAGAACGCAAAAUAAGUAGGAAACGGAUUGAAAGAAGGGAAGAAUUAACCCCAGAAUUGAAAAGACGCAAGGAAGAUGAUAAACAUAUAAAAUCUGUUGAUAUUCGUCAUGAAGACAUAGCAAAUGAUAAACAUAGAUCAAGCCGUGAAAAAUCUCCUCAUUUAAAAGAGUGGACUGAACGUGAAUCUCGACAUUCAAAAAGGCAUAGAACAGAGAAAAGAAAAUGAGAAACUUUAUCAAGGACUCAAAAAUUAAUGUUUAUAUUUUUGUGUACAAAAUUGUAAAUAUUGUAUAAUUUUUUCUUAGGUUAUUUUCCAUUUAUUUUAAUUUUAAAACUUUUUCAUUUAUAUUUUGUAUGUAUAUAAAGUUAAAUUAUUUGAAUGUUGUCAUCUAAUUAAACAAACAAUAUUAUGAUUAUUA